Pyrus x bretschneideri (Chinese white pear) is the source of this 5454-nucleotide messenger RNA. Its product is annotated as protein HUA2-LIKE 2. Gene Ontology annotation, biological process: regulation of transcription by RNA polymerase II; response to oxidative stress. Bases 244 to 5097 code for a protein of 1617 amino acids. Gene Ontology annotation, molecular function: glutathione peroxidase activity; transcription coregulator activity; double-stranded DNA binding. The transcript is spliced from 17 exons. Gene Ontology annotation, cellular component: nucleus. Lineage: Eukaryota; Viridiplantae; Streptophyta; Magnoliopsida; Rosales; Rosaceae. The record is from RefSeq and is a predicted model, not a curated record.
CCCCACCCCAUCUUUCUCUCUCUAGAAUUAGGGUUUCGACUCAGUCGCUCCCUCUCUCUCUCAGUUGCCGAUCGAUCUUCGUGCUUCAAUGCCUGCGAAUCUCCGGCUGAGAUUUUCCUCGAAGUGCCAGAUUGUUCAAUUCCUUGGGCGAUUGCGGCACGCCGUCCCGGAGUUCGUCGUGUAUUCGUUUCGGUUUAAAUAGCGGGUUCCGAUUGAAUUGGAGCGGCGUCCGCUGGUUGUUUGAUGGCUCCCAGCCGGAGGAAGGGAGUUAGCAAGGCCGCUCAGGCCGCCGCUGCUUGCCGCCAAUGGAAGGUCGGCGAUCUUGUACUUGCUAAAGUCAAAGGCUUCCCUGCUUGGCCGGCUACCGUAAGUGAACCAGAGAAGUGGGGCUACUCUGCUGAUUGGAAGAAAGUUCUAGUCUUCUUCUUUGGAACCCAACAGAUAGCGUUCUGCAACCCUGCAGACGUUGAGGCAUUUACUGAGGAGAAAAAACAGUCUCUUCUGGGCAAGCGUCACGGAAAAGGUGCUGAUUUUGUUCGUGCAGUCAAGGAGAUUAUUGAUAGUUAUGAUAAGCUGAAGAAAGAGGACCAAGUUGAUGAUUUCAAAUCCACCGCAAAUGGAAGGAACACAGUGGAUUCUUUGUCCAACUUGCGUUCAGAGGAUCAGUCAGAAGUUCCUGAAGCAAUUCUGGAUUCACAUUCUAAAUCUUCACAUUCAACAAUUGAUAGAAAUGAGCCAAGUGUUUCUGUCGAGAAUGCUUCAGCAACUGCACAAGUAGAUGCCAUGCACGAUAAGGAGGCCUUAAUUGAGGAACCUGCUGCUACAGCAACGAUUACUGAAACACCUCUUCCAGUGACCUACUCUUCAAGAAAGAGAUCAAGAGACUUGCGAUCACAGAAAGAGGAAGCACAAGCUCGUAGGUCAAGAAGUUCAUCCAGGAUGGAAUCACGUAGAGUACGCAACUCAAGAAUGUCAUGUGAUGAUGAUGACAAGAAUGCUGGGGAAGUAUCUGGUAAUGUAGUUCGGAAUGGAUGUCUAAGAAGGAAUAAACGAGUACGGAAAUCACCUGAUGCCUCUGAGUGUGAUGAUGUGAAUUCAGCUGCUUUUGUUUCAAAUGGUUGUAUUGAAGAUAAUGGUUCUGAAGUUGCGACAGUUGAUUCUGAUACAUUUAGUCUGAAUGAAGGCAGUGCUGUUGAUUCUGGUUGUAAAGGUGAACACUCGGAGGCUGUUGCCGAAUGCUUGGAUGGUGAUGCUGAGUUGGUCAAAAGACUUGAUCUCCAAAUAAAGGCUGUUGUUAUCAAGAAGAAAAGGAAGCCAAACAGAAAGCGAAUUACUAAUGAUGCAGCUGAGCCUAUUGCUAUGGUGGACAAGGAGACAGUUUUGGAGGUAAAGCAAAGUAGUAAUCAAACUAUACAGAAUGAUUGUGGGAAGAUGAAUGGAAAUUCCUCCAAGGAAGAUGGAGAUGAGCACCUGCCAUUGGUGAAACGAGCGAGGGUGCGAAUGGGCAAACAAUGUUCUGCUCACGAGGAAGUAGCUAGCUUUGCACACACUGAAGAAAGUCACAAGGAAGUUGUACUCAAUCCAUUGGGGCCAGUCAGCACAUUAUCAAAUUGUGAUGAAAAUUGCCCUUCUGGUAGGGACUUGUCUGUGGUAAAUGAAGUUUUGGAUAAUAUUACACCAUCUGGAGGUUGCAGUGGCAUUUUGGGAAACAGACCUCAGCUUUGGAACACCAAGAAUGACCAAUCAUUUGGUUGCUCGGUUGAUGGCGAAGCUGUUUUACCUCCAUCUAAGCGUCUUCAUCGUGCUCUAGAAGCCAUGUCAGCUAAUGCUGCUGAAGAUGAUAGAUGUAAUUAUGAAUCUUCAGUCACAAAGAUGUCUACUAUUGGUUGUCAUCAUUCUUCCACAAGCUCAUGCCCUCCUAUGACUGUAGAAAGUAAUACAGGGACUGGAUUGGGACUGCAGAGUGAAGACUCUUUGGGCAUUAAUACGUCAGGGGUUGAUGCUUCUGGAUUCUCUACCAGUUUAAACCCUGUAGUCUUGGAGGAAAAUGCUAAAUCAGUUGUGGUAGUGAAUGCCGAUAAAAAAGCUGAGAGUCCGAACACCCAAAGUCAUGAAUGCUCUAUUAAUGAGUUACCAGAUUCUGGAGACCAUGUUGGUGGUAAAGAUCUUAGUGGUGGUUUUUCUGAUUGUCACAUUAUGGGAAGUCCAGGGCAUUUAUCGCCAAAUAUGGACAGAAGUGAGGCUGGUACUGGGCUUAAUGAAAGUUCAAUUGAUGAGUUGCCUAUGAAGGACAAAAACAAAGACAAAGAUGAAUUGAGCCAUUGUGAAGCAGAAAAUCCUGAUAUUGAAUGUGAUACUUCAGAGCAUACUUUGAAGAGCAUAGAUCCUCCUGUAUCAGGCACCAACCAUGGAAUUUCUGAAUUUUCACCUUUAAACAUGGCUAGUCCACUUCAUUAUGGUGAAGAGGGCCCCGGUGAGAAAGUUGAGGGUUUGGAAUCCCACGUUCAAGAUACGAGAGAAGUCAAUGACAUCUUUGAUGUGGUGAAAGAGGUUGAAAAUAAACAAACAGAGAAUGAUCCAAGCUCAGUUUCCUAUCCAAAUGAAUACCUGGGUGAUAAAAAUGUCUCUGGUAUCCGGUCAAGUCCAUCCCUAACAGAUGGAGGAGAUUCUAUUGCACAUGCAUCACCUCUCAAUACGUCAGGCUGUCACAUGUCGACUUCAGAUAGUAGUAAUAUUCUUCAGAACAAUGGCAGUUGUAGUCCAGAUGGUGAUUUGCAGAACAGGAGAACUUCAUCUAUUCAACUUGGUGAGGACGGAAAGUCCGAAUCAGUUGUCAGUCAAAGACCAAAAUCUGUGAGCAAGUACUCAGAAAUACAUGCAACUCUGUUAUCAUUUGAUACAAUGCUUGGAACAUUGACAAGGACCAAGGAGAGCAUUGGUCGAGCAACUCGUGUUGCUAUGGACUGUGGAAAGCUUGGUGUAGCUGCUAAGGUGUUGGAAAUUCUUGCCCGUUAUUUGGAAACUGAGUCAAGCUUACACCGGAGAGUGGACUUGUUCUUCCUGGUGGAUUCAAUUGCUCAAUGCACCCGAGGGUUGAAGGGUGAUGGUUGUGGUAUGUACCCUUCUGCAAUCCAAGCAAUCCUGCCACGGUUAUUGUCAGCUGCUGCUCCUCCUGGAAGUUCUGCACAUGAAAAUCGUAGACAGUGUUUAAAGGUUUUGAAACUUUGGUCAGAGAGAAGGAUUGUUCCAGAGUCCAUAAUUCAUCGCCAUAUGCGAGAAUUAGAUACAUAUGGUGUGUCUUCUUCUUCUGGUGCAUAUGGUAGGCGCUCCGCGAGAACGGAAAGGUCUUUGGAUGAUCCUCUUAGAGAAAUGGAGGGCAUGCUUGUUGACGAAUAUGGAAGCAAUUCAAGUUUUCAACUUCCGGGAUUUUGUAUGCCCCGCAUGCUCAAAGAUGAAGAUGAUGGAUGUGAUUCUGAUGGGGAAAGUUUUGAGGCUGUCACUCCUGAGCACAAUCCUCAGGCCCAUGAAGAACAAGAAACCACACCUGCCACUGAAAGACAUAGGCAUAUCUUGGAAGAUGUGGAUGGAGAGCUUGAAAUGGAGGAUGUGGCUCCUUCCUGUGAUGUUGACGUCAGUUCAUCUUGUGGUGUUGCCGGAGCCAAUGGUGUGCAGGCUUCACAUAAUCAGUUUGAACAGAAUUGUCGACCGUACUUUGCCCCUCCACUACCUCGAGAUGUGCCACCGUCAUCUCCUCCACUACCAUCUUCUCCUCCGCCUCCGCCCCCUCCACCACCACUGCCUCCACCUCAUGUCGUGCAUCCUCCAUGCGCUAUGCCCGAUGCCUAUAUGAGCAGUGUUGAUUCAAAGUCCUACACUGAUGCACAUAAUGUGCAUGGCAACAGAGUUCACCCUCCACCUCAGCAGUUGAAUUCACCAAGAGUGAACCAUACAAUUCCCGAUGCUGUGCACUAUCUUGCCCCUGAAUGCAGAGAUCAUCAGAGACAGAUGCCUGAUUCUACAUCGUGCUCUUAUAGUAGUUUUCCUACAUAUUCAGAGAGAAAUGUGACACACUCUGAUGGUGCUACCUUCCAUAAUGAAGGUUACCCUUUACGACCACCUCAUGCUCCACCAUCCAAUCAGUUCUCUUAUGUUCAAGGAGACCAACCGGUAAAGCCACAAUGCGAGGCUCCGCCUCCUUAUCACAACAGAUUUGACUAUGGGGACCGAGAGAACUAUUACAAUAAUCAUGAAAGAAUGAAACCUGGCCCAUAUGAGCCCUGCGAUAGCUGGAGAUUUCCUUCACAUUAUUUUUCAGGUCCUCGAUAUCCUGAUAAAGGCAAGAUGUCUUAUGGAACUGGUGCAUAUGCUGGCCCUCCAUGUGAACCAACAAGAGGACCUGGCCAAGAUUGGAGAUAUCCUCCCCGCUCGAUGAGCCACAGAGACUCUAUGCCCUUUAGACCACCUUUUGAAGGUCCCAUACCCAUCACAGGCAGAGACUGGGAAAAGUUGCUGCUUAAAAGUUUUCAAGCUACUAUAGGGGACGUUAAAAUUAGAGAGAGUCUAGAGAGAAGAGAAACAGAGAAAAUGGGUGGUUCCCAAUCUGUCUCUGAGAAAUCCAUCCAUGAAUUCACUGUAAAGGAUAGCAGAGGGAAGGAGGUGGACCUCAGCGUUUACAAAGGGAAGGUUGUCCUCGUUGUCAACGUUGCUUCCAAAUGUGGGUUUACUGAUACGAAUUAUACUCAAUUGACUGAGCUUUACACCAAAUACAAGGAGAAAGGUUUUGAGAUCUUGGCAUUUCCGUGCAAUCAGUUUCUGAGGCAAGAGCCCGGCACAAGCCAGGAUGCUGAACAAUUCGCAUGCACAAGGUACAAGGCUGAAUAUCCAAUAUUCAAGAAGGUACGUGUCAAUGGGCCAGAAACCGAACCUGUUUACAAAUUCCUCAAAGCAAGUAAAUCUGGAUUCCUGGGGAGUAGGAUAAAGUGGAACUUCACCAAGUUCUUAGUUGACAAGGAUGGCCAUGUCAUUGAACGGUACGGCCCAACCACCUCCCCGUUGAACAUUGAGGCCGAUAUCAAGAAAGCGCUCGGGGAAGUGUGACAUUAUCAGGCAGUUCAUCUCCAGACAGUAGUGAAAGAGCAUAGGAGUUCUUAUGUUUAAUUAUCUUUAUCCCCGGUGUCUAUAUUACGUCUUCUCUAGCUCUUCCUUCCCGUCUGUGUAACCAUUCUCCCUUUUUUGUUUAUCGGUAAGAACCCUUCUCGUGUUUGUGUUUAUUUUUCUGUAUAAUUCACGUUUUUUGUAGAGAUCAUAUGAAAUCAGAGUACACUCCAGAUGAACAAUAUGAGUUGUUCCAUCAGGUGUCUUAGAGUGGAACUGUGGAAUUGUGAUUCUUGUCUAUUUGGUCGGAAAAUAUCACAAUGCUGAUAAUGUACUUGCUUAGGUUCUUUCGUUUCUUCA